Molecule: messenger RNA, 1140 nt
Organism: Eutrema salsugineum
Lineage: Eukaryota; Viridiplantae; Streptophyta; Magnoliopsida; Brassicales; Brassicaceae
Product: membrane steroid-binding protein 2
Exons: 3
Coding region: 252-971 (239 amino acids)
Cellular component (GO): endomembrane system; membrane
Source: RefSeq, a predicted model, not a curated record
CCUUGGAAAUCAGCGGUCAUUUAUUGACGGCUCUGUUGAAAAAAAGUUUUAGAAUUAAAAAUGUUUGUUGCGUAAUUGACCAUGUAUUAGCGAAAUAUGUUUAAUUCUCGAUUAACGAGUUUAUUUCCUUUUUACAAACAAAUUAUAUAAACAAACUCUGAGGAAGAAAAUAAAAAAAAAUUAAUAAAACAGAAUAUCAACGUUACGGACCAGUGACCACCGAUUCUCCCUCUCCGUCGAUUGCUCCGAUCAUGGUGCUACAAGUAUGGGAGACGCUCAAGGAAACCAUUACAGCUUACACUGGACUUUCUCCGGCUGCUUUUUUCACCGUCUUAGCUCUCGCUUUCGCCGUCUAUCAAGUCGUCUCCGGUUUCUUCGUCUCUCCCGAAGAACACAGACCUCGUUCUACAGAGGUUUACCCGCAAUCGGAGCCUCUUCCGCCGCCGGUUCAGCUCGGAGAAAUCACCGAGGAUGAGCUUAAGCAGUAUGACGGUUCCGAUUCCAAAAAGCCCCUUCUCAUGGCGAUCAAGGGCCAGAUCUACGAUGUUUCACAGAGCAGGAUGUUCUAUGGACCAGGUGGACCAUACGCUCUGUUUGCAGGCAAAGAUGCAAGCAGAGCUUUGGCGAAGAUGUCGUUUGAGGACAUCGACUUGACAGGAGACAUCUCGGGUCUCGGUCCAUUUGAGCUAGAGGCGUUGCAAGACUGGGAGUACAAGUUCAUGAGCAAGUAUGUCAAAGUCGGGACCAUUCAGAAGAAGGUUGGAGAAGGCAAAGAAGAAACUUCUGAAACAAAAGCUGACGCAGAGGAAAGUCCUUCUACAAAUACUGGAGAAGAAGCUUCCGUGGUUACCCGUGAUGAAACUUCUAGAAGCAUAGAUGAGAAAACAGCAGAAACCACGGAGAACAAGGAUGUUGCGAAUGGUGAUGCUUCAAAGGAGGACAACUAUCUGGGAUAUUGGUUUGGUUCAUAAGACUAAACAACAGCAACUGGAUCUUCAUCCAUGGAUUCUUCAGCAACAGAACCAUCACCAUCUCCGUUGUUACCAUUCAACACAACCACAUUUCCGUCUGCAUCAACAUCAACAAUCACAGAAUCUCCAUCUUUAAUGUCCCUUGAAAGCAUCUUCUCCGCCAUGGUAU